Molecule: messenger RNA, 651 nt
Organism: Theileria equi strain WA
Lineage: Eukaryota; Apicomplexa; Aconoidasida; Piroplasmida; Theileriidae
Exons: 1
Coding region: 1-651 (216 amino acids)
Source: RefSeq, a predicted model, not a curated record
AUGGAACUGUGCCUGUUGAUUUGUAACAAGUCGAAGGAAUCUCUGACUGCAAGGGCCGUAGCGCACCUUUUGAGGUCCACCGUCGUCGUUAACACAAACGCCAAGGCGCCCGAAGAGCUCAGCGAUCUCACCGUCGAUCUUUCAGGUAAUUUGCCCGAGGAAAUUUCUUCAUUCGUAGAAUUUUCCACCAAACAGGAAAAUUCCUCCGCCCCCGGGCCGAGUCUGCAGAAACUCACACAAUUUGUCACUGAAUUGCUGGCCAGCAAAGGCUCCGGGGAUUUGGUCCUCGGGAGGAUUUCAGAACUCCUUCAACUCGUUCCAAUCAGACCACUUUUGCUGGUCCUAAAGGUUUCCGAGUCAGAGGUCCCCAAAGGCGUGGAGCUGAACUCUGACAAAUUCGUGACUUCAAAUCACAUUUUUGGACUCAAGGCGAUCCUGAGGUACCUGGUAAACUCUACGAGUGGAUCCAAGGCUCAAGAGCAUCUCCAUUACAUCAAUUGGGCAUCAGAGUUUGCUCAACUGACCAGUUGUGUUGGGAAGAAGGAAAUUGAAGAAGCGCUCAGUGAACUUGAUGCCAAGGUCAAUGUACACGAUUUCUUGGUGAAUGACAAGCUCUCAGUGGCAGAUUUGGUCGUUUUACAUAGUGUGUAA